GAAAUGAAGCAGCUGAACAGCACAGUUUCAUCUGCCGCUCACAGCUCUGAGCUCUGGAUCGGUCUGUACAGUCAGAUCAGGUGGAGGUGGUCAGAUGGGCUCACAGGGAGUGGAGCUGACUACAGGAACUGGGACACUUCUGAAUAUGAACCAGAUUUUUACUCUGGGGUUCAGUUCUGUGUGUCCUCUUUAGAAGGAAAAUGGUGGGAUUAUCAGUGCAGAGAGAAGCUCCAGUUUAUUUGCAACAGAGGAUCACAGAUGAACCCUGAGUUUGAUUUGGUGGAUAAAAAAAUGAGCUGGUCCGAUGCUCGGAGGUACUGCAGGGAGAACUUCUUGGACCUGGCCACUGUCAAGAACCUAGGAGAGAACCAACAAGUCCAUGAAAAGGCUCAGAGUAAAAGGGUGUGGAUUGGCCUGCACAGAGAGCCACACAUUUACUGGUCUGAUGGCACAAAGUACUCAUUCUCAAACUGGGCCAGUGGGAUGAACCCGUUUAGGGGUAUGAGUAAGAUCUGUGCAGCUCUGACUCGUUCAGGAGAAUGGAAGACUUUGUCCUGUGAAACAAGAUUACCAUUUGUCUGCUACAGCCUCCCUACAGCUGUAAAGAGGCAGGUAGUGAAGAUCACAGUACAUGUGGAGGACCCUCCUGUGGAUCUGAAUGACUCUGCUGUGAAAGCAGAGCUGCUGACAAGGGUGAAGGAGCAGCUGAAGAAGAAAGGAGUGGGUGGAGUCAGUGUGAGGUGGAGAGUGCAGCCGUAUGGGAAGCUCUUGGCUGGAGAUGGAAGAAGAAAGAAGACUGAGAGAAAAAGAAAAAUGUUUCAAAAGCUUUUCUGCUUGAAUCAUGUGACAGCCAAUUAAACUUUAUUAUCCACACGUCAUUCUCCCAGCUGUGUCUGAGCACAGAUGUGGGCUAACAUCUGUUUUUAGGCUCUUCUGUCACAGUGUUUGUGGGCGUGGCCUCUUCUUUGGCUUUCAUAGAGAUAAAUGCAGACGUGUUUGUGAGCUACAGGUUUCUGCUGACACAUGUUCACUUUUGGAAAUCAGAGGGACAAACAUGCUGGUCACCCCAGUCACCGUGGAAACAAGCACAGAAAUACAGCAGGCUGAAACUGUCACGGUCCUGGCUCUUUGAGUUUCUGGACUUUGUGUUUAUUAUUAAAUAUUUUCUAUGUGAUUAUUAGUUUGCUGAUUGUUUCUAUUUCAUCUUCAUGUUAUUCCUCAGUGUUUCAGUCUGGAGGGUUUAUUUCCAGUUACUGUUGAUGUUGCUUUAUUCUUUUAUUUUUCCCGUCUCAUCCUCCUGUGAUAAGUUCCUUCAUGUCAAAUCACUUUUAUUGUCACGUCACAUGUGCAGGUACACUGGUACAGUACAUGCGAGUGAAAUUCUUGUGUGCGAGCUUCUCAAGCAACAGAGUUGUGCAAAAAUACAAUAACGUAA
Molecule: messenger RNA, 1435 nt
Organism: Oreochromis aureus
Lineage: Eukaryota; Metazoa; Chordata; Actinopteri; Cichliformes; Cichlidae
Product: C-type mannose receptor 2-like
Exons: 4
Coding region: 4-858 (284 amino acids)
Source: RefSeq, a predicted model, not a curated record